ACUGGAGAUCGAAGCGCAGCGCUUUGUAUGUUUGCUGCAUGUGAACAAAAUAGGGUUACGUUUACGCGAACAUGAGAGUAUUUUGAUAAUUUGCUGUUUUGGCGAUACCAUUGAGGAGUUGUCUUGACAGUUUGGUCGAUCCUUCAAACUGAAACCUAUUAGGCCUAUGCCUUCAUUGUACAAUGAUGACCGUAGAAGAUGGCUGGAGCAAGUGUGACGUGUUAUGUGGUAUCGGCUACCAGUCUCGACGGACCGCAGAACAAGAAGAGAGCACUGAAAUACGACGAUGUCUGGGAAUUGACUGCGACAAUCCUGAACAACUCGAGGCCAGCAUUGCUUGCAGUCACGGUGGAGCUACCCUCCUGAUACUUGGAAUCUUACUUGGCAUGGUCCUUGUCCUGGCAGCGUAUGGCUUCAAAAUACACCUCUUACCAAGAAUCAAAAAAGCAACUGAGAAGAAGUCGGGAUCUAAACGGAAAGCUAAAGCCAGCAAGCGUCCGCCUGCCACGGUUCCCAGAAGCGACAAAACUAAAGGUGGAGGUGAUGAAGAGGAACAUCUGUACGAGGAAAUCGAUGAAAUUCAGAGCAAAAAAACCAAAGCUAGUAACCGCUACGUCACCAUGACGUCGAAACCGAAGAAAGAAAAGAAGCAGUCUAACAAGAAACAGGAGGAGACUGAUGAUGAAUCAGAGGAUGGCUACCUUGAACCUGAUGAGAUUAAUCAACCAGGAUCGGAGGAACUUGAGAUCGAGAAACUAAGAGAAGCGCCUCCACCUCCAGGAAAAACGUCCAACUCAAAGAUUGACAAAGGGGCGCCAUCGCAUAAUGAGUACGAAAUACCGACACAGAACGACUACUUGGAGAUCGAGUAGGAUUGGAGCCCGCCCUCUAAGCUUGCUCAGCGGAGAGGAAGUGAUUCGGCUUGUGACUACUUCAGUUGUCAUGGUUUCCCAUGUUCUUAUAAAAAUCAAAUUUGUAUUUGUGAGAGGUUUAAAGUGAUUUGUGUAAUUACCAAAUCGGCUGUUCUAUUUAUUGAAUUGAUAAACGUUGCAUUCAUGCAAGCGUUUUUAACAUCUGUCAAGACUAUUCAUUGCGCGUAUGCGUAAAGCUUUUCGGAUAGGCUUAAAAUUAAUUGAUUAGGUCGGUGCUCCCGUGUGGGUUAACCCCCCACCACCACCACCAUCGCCACCACAACCACUCCAAGACACAACUUCCGGCGUCCAGCCUGGAGUGUCAUCAACUCAACCUGAGAGUUCAUCGAUCAGAUUUUGAAUGUAUAGACAAGAAAGAAUGAUGAUGUAAGAAUACUCACAAAUCCUGGCUCACCGCAGUGCAUUGAAAGUUACAAACACUCAAGAGGUCUUGGUAAAUAAAUCACUCUAAUGAAUUGAGCACCCCA
Messenger RNA from Patiria miniata (bat star), 1399 nucleotides. RefSeq lists its product as uncharacterized. NCBI's taxonomy places the organism in Eukaryota, Metazoa, Echinodermata, Asteroidea, Valvatida, Asterinidae. The transcript is spliced from 8 exons. Bases 183 to 872 code for a protein of 229 amino acids. The record is from RefSeq and is a predicted model, not a curated record.